GAGAAUCCAGCGCGAUCUCAUCCACCCGAACAGGUGUGGAUACAGCUGGUUGCAUCUUCCGUAAUAAUGUGGCGUGGUGAUUUCGUCCACUGUCCAUCUCUUGGACAGCUGGGGAUAUUGAGGGACCAUGUCCUGGAAGUGGACAAGAAAGGCUUCAUGGUAUACAUCGGCCCUGCUAGCUCACCCGAAGCAGAGACUAGGCUCAAUAGCCGUGCGUCUGUCAACAGGAUUCCCCCAGGCACUUUCUUGCUGCCGACGUUUUACGAUCUACACCUCCAUGCACCGCAGUUCCUCUACCAAGGCACUGGGCUACAUCUAUCUCUGAUGGAGUGGUUGAACGCAUACGCCUUCAAGGCUGAGGAGAGGAUAGAUAGCAGCCCUAUACUCGCUCGACGGGUCUACACUCGACUAGCGAGACGUCUUGUCGAGCAUGGGACGGGUGCUGUCCUGCUCUUCGGUACAAUCAGAGAAGAUACGAAUCUUAUCCUUGCCGAGUGUAUGAAAGACGCAGGAAUUCGUGCUUUUGUAGGCAAACUCUCUAUGGACAAGAACUCUAGACCGACGUACGUCGAGAUGUCGGCAGAAAGAGCCCUCUCCGCGGCUGCCUCCUUCGUAGACAAAUGUCGCUCCCUAGAGAGCGCGAUGGACCCGCACGAGCGGCUGAUCGAACCCGUUCUUACGCCGCGCUUUGUCCCGACCUGCUCUGAAGAGCUACUUGUGGGAUUAGGCCGUCUCUCAGAAGAACGUGGUCUGCGAGUACAGAGUCAUAUGGCAGAGGCGUUGGAUCAAGUCGAAUGGGUGAGACAGGAACGCGGAUUAGAAGACAUCGAUGUUUUCGAGCAAAGCGGUCUACUGACUUCCCGCACGGUUCAAGCGCAUUGCACCUUCCUGGACCCACCGUCUUUUUUGCGCCUCGCGCAAAAAGGUACGGCCAUCGCGCAUUGCCCCCUCUCGAACGCCUACUUCUCGGCUGCUCCCUUCCGCCUGCGGGAGGCACUUAACAGUGGUGUCAAAGUUGGACUGGGUACCGACAUUGCUGGUGGCUAUGACAUUGAUAUCAUGUCAGCGAUGAGGCAUGCCGUGACAGUCUCCAGGAUACGAGAGGGUUCGAGGCACCUGGAAUGCGCAGCCAGUGGUGCAAGGCCAAACGAGCACAAGUCACUAUCCAUCGAUUGGAAAGAGUCUCUGUACUUGGCGACAGCCGGCGGAGCGGAUGCGUUAGGAUUAAGAGCAGGCACUGGUCAGUUCAUUGUAGGAGCCCCAUUCGAUGCCCAGUGCAUCAAGGUAGUCGAUGAAGAGACAGGAAGGGGUAUCGGAUCCUUGGACUUCCUGGACAACGAGAGCGCGGGAACAAGUGCGUGGUCGCUAUCUGAAGAGAUAGUGGAGAAAUGGUGGUGCUUGGGCGACUCGGGGAUAGCGAGUAUAUCUGACCAAUACACACCAUGUUCCAUACAUUCACGUCAUUGCCAUCUCUCGCGUCUCAGCUUCCAGCUUCUCCCAGCUGGGGAGCCCUACAAUAGCGGGCAAGUUUCGCCAUGACUCUUCCCGGAGGUCGCUCACUUCCUGGUUAAAUGCAGCAUGGCACGCUGCACAGACGUCCGGCAUGUCAAGUAGCUGGUCUUGCGCUUGCUUCAUGAAGUGGAACGGCCCAGUCCGCGGAAUCCACUGCCUUGAGAGCAAGUUUGACAGGCGGUGAAACGAUUUUGAGCAUUGCGAGGGACUCUUGCAGUCUGGGGGAGUCCUUCGCUCUGUAGCACAUGUCUUUCGGCAGAAGUCCAAGAGCAAUUGUAAGCGGUAUUGGAAGAUGAGGGUGUAGUCCUGCACAGUCUGCGUCGUGAUGUCUGAAGAAGGUCGCGAAGGGUGUUCGACUUGGAGCUUGGGAUGGUCACCUUUCAACAAGUCCGAGAGCGGAUAUAGAGAGAGGAAGUACAAUGCUGAUGGUAUGAGGAGGCGUGCGUCGGUCGAGCGGGCCAGGUUCAACACAUGCAGAGGAUGCACGAAGGGAUAGCUGAGGUCGUCGACCGGAAGUGUCUCGAGAGCUAGCUCAAGCAUUUCGUCGUGCCCUUUCAGCGUAUAUGACCAUGUCUUCGCGAGGUGCUGGAUGGCCUGUGUUCGGAGAUGAGCUAUGCAGUAUUUCGUUGACAUGCGCAAGAUCCCGGCGGCGUGAAAGAAAUUAGCAAUGCUCUUGUUCUGAAAGCUCAGAAAGACUCCGUCAUACAAUGCCUUGAUAAUAUUGCUUAACUCUACAGGUGCAUCAUACAUGUACA
Messenger RNA from Phanerochaete carnosa HHB-10118-sp, 2267 nucleotides. RefSeq lists its product as uncharacterized. Bases 67 to 1539 code for a protein of 490 amino acids. The transcript is spliced from 7 exons. Gene Ontology annotation, biological process: guanine metabolic process. Gene Ontology annotation, cellular component: cytosol. Lineage: Eukaryota; Fungi; Basidiomycota; Agaricomycetes; Polyporales; Phanerochaetaceae. The record is from RefSeq and is a predicted model, not a curated record. Gene Ontology annotation, molecular function: guanine deaminase activity; zinc ion binding.